Messenger RNA from Nerophis ophidion (straightnose pipefish), 1233 nucleotides. RefSeq names its product transmembrane protein 53-like. NCBI's taxonomy places the organism in Eukaryota, Metazoa, Chordata, Actinopteri, Syngnathiformes, Syngnathidae. The transcript is spliced from 3 exons. The record is from RefSeq and is a predicted model, not a curated record. Bases 174 to 1034 code for a protein of 286 amino acids.
AACACGGCGCAAAUGGCGGGAAGAGUGAGAGAGAUGGUCACUUCCGGUUAGAACGUCGACCUGUCCUCCACUUUUCUUUAAAUUUCACUCCCUUAACACCCCGCGCUGUGGUAAUUUAUUAUUUUAUUUAUGGCUUAAAAAAAAACCCACGACGUUGUUUUUAGCGCGUUGAAAUGGCGGACGACGACAUUGACUACAAUAUCGUGUUUCCGGAUGCGGAACUGUCAGAGGCACAGUGGCGGGGGAGGAAGGCGCCGGUGGUGAUCUUGCUGGGCUGGGCAGGCUGCAGGGACAAACACCUCAGCAAGUACAGCUCCAUCUACAACAAGCAGGGAUGUGUCACCAUCCGCUACACGGCUCCUCUCAAGACCGUCUUCAUCUCGGAGUCGUUGGGCUACAAAGAACUUAAACAUUCCGCCCUCAAGUUGCUGGAGAUGCUCUAUGACUACGAGGUGGAACACAGUCCUAUUUUCUUUCACGUGUUUAGUAACGGCGGCUUCAUGCUGUACAGAUAUAUUCAAGAGCUUUUACGCAAGGAACAACAGUUUAGCUCGCUGAGUGUCGCCGGGGCCAUUGUGGACAGCGCCCCCGGGAGCGCCAACGUGCCGGGGGCCGUGCGGGCGCUGACCGCCACACUGGGGCCCAAAGUAAGUCCCGUUUUGAAGUACCUCCUGCUGGCGCUCUUCGCGGCGACUGUUUUCCUCUUGCGAGUCGUGUUAUACCCGCUGACCAAGUACGUGCACAAGAACCACUACGACGCCGUUCGAGAGCGGCCGCCCGCCUGGCCCCAUUUCUUCCUGUACUCCGGCGCCGAUCAGGUGAUCAGGCCGAGCGACGUCCGGCUCUUUGUGGACGCGCUCCGUUCGAAAGGUGUUCCGGUGGACUUGUACGAUUUUGUCUCCAGCGCGCAUGUGAGUCACCUUCGGGAGUUCCCGGAGCGUUACAUGUGCAAAUGUCGCGACUUCCUCGCCGCGUGCAUGGAAGACGGAGACGGGACGCAUGUCGGGAGAAGACGCCGACUUCAGGAUCAGUAAAUGCGCUGAAAAGAUUGUCUUCAGUAAGACAGAAAUCAAGUCGUAGGAUCAUGUUUUUUCGGUUAUUCAGCCGUAAAAUUGCUUUGUUUUUGUUGUAGUCGUUUUCACGUCCACUGAAGUGCUUUUAGGACACACACCAGGUAGUGGCUACACACUGGAUACAUGUGGCUUAGGGAAAUAAAAAUGCUUUUAAUAUGAA